AUGGCUGAGUCAGGUAAACUUCCCAACUUGGCAUCAGAUGCCGUCUUAAAACAAUCAAUACCAGUUCCUGACUCAUUUGAAGAAGUCAGUGGUAUCGACUACUCCAAAGACAAUGCAUACAAUAUGAAUGCUAAAGAUUUGAUUUCAUCAAUGUCAAAAAUGGGAUUCCAAGCCAGCUCUUUAUCACAGGCGUGUAAAAUUAUCGAUGAAAUGAGAACUUGGAGAGGCAAACACAAAUCAGAACUUGAAGAGCACAAGCAAGGUGGAGAAUUUGACAACAAAGGAUUUCAGAAGACAACCAUCUUUAUGGGUUAUACAUCAAACUUGAUUUCAAGUGGGUUGAGAGACACUUUGCGUUACUUAGUUCAACAUAAGAUGGUUAGCGCUAUUGUUGCCACUGCUGGUGGUGUUGAAGAAGAUUUGAUUAAAUGCUUGGCUCCAACAUACAUGGGGGAUUAUACAUUACCCGGAAAAGGAUUACGAGAUCAAGGAAUGAACAGAAUCGGUAACUUGUUGGUACCAAACGAUAAUUACUGUAAGUUUGAAGAGUGGAUUGUUCCUAUAUUUGAUCAAAUUUUACAAGAACAACAAGAAGAGUUAGCCAAAGAAGGUCCUAAUGCAUUCGAUGCCAAUUCCAAGGCUAACUGGACCCCGUCAAGACUCAUUGAUAGAUUAGGAAAAGAAAUCAAUGAUGAAACUUCAGUACUUUAUUGGGCCCACAAGAAUCAAAUCCCCAUUUUCUGCCCAGCCUUAACUGAUGGUUCUAUUGGUGAUAUGUUAUUUUUCCACACAUUCAAAGCAUCGCCACAGCAAUUACGUCUAGACAUCGUAGCUGAUAUUAGAAGAAUCAAUUCAAUGUCAAUGGAAGCAUCAAAAGCAGGUAUGAUUAUUUUGGGUGGUGGUUUGAUUAAACAUCAUAUCUGUAAUGCAUGUUUAAUGAGAAACGGUGCUGAUUAUGCUGUAUACAUCAAUACAGGACAAGAAUUUGAUGGAUCUGAUGCUGGUGCAAGACCUGAUGAAGCUAUUAGUUGGGGUAAGAUUAAAGCUGACGCAAAAUCAGUCAAAGUGUAUGCUGAUGUAAGUUUAGUUCUUCCAUUAAUAGUUGCCGCUACAUUUGCAAGUGAGUGCCCAGAAGCAAGUGGUGAGAGAUAG
Messenger RNA from Lodderomyces orthopsilosis Co 90-125, 1152 nucleotides. Its product is annotated as deoxyhypusine synthase. Lineage: Eukaryota; Fungi; Ascomycota; Pichiomycetes; Serinales; Debaryomycetaceae. The record is from RefSeq and is a predicted model, not a curated record. Gene Ontology annotation, molecular function: deoxyhypusine synthase activity. Gene Ontology annotation, cellular component: cytoplasm. The transcript has a single exon. Gene Ontology annotation, biological process: peptidyl-hypusine biosynthetic process. The coding region runs from base 1 to 1152 and encodes 383 amino acids.